GUUGGAGUAGGGGGUAAAGGGGGCGGUGGGGCAAGAUGGCGGCACACCUGUCCUACGGGCGAGUGAACCUCAAUGUGCUGCGCGAGGCAGUGCGUCGCGAGCUGCGCGAGUUCCUGGAUAAGUGCGCGGGAAGCAAGGCAAUAGUUUGGGAUGAGUAUCUCACUGGACCCUUUGGCCUGAUUGCACAGUAUUCACUGUUGAAGGAACAUGAAGUGGAAAAAAUGUUUACACUUAAAGGAAGUCGUUUGCCAGCAGCCGAUGUCAAGAAUAUAAUUUUUUUUGUCAGACCCAGGCUAGAAUUGAUGGAUAUCAUUGCUGAAAACGUGCUCAGUGAAGACAGACGUGGCCCAGCAAGAGACUUCCACAUUUUGUUUGUGCCACGACGUAGCUUAUUGUGCGAACAGCGGUUGAAGGAUCUGGGUGUUUUGGGAUCCUUUAUUCAUAGGGAGGAGUAUAGCCUAGAUCUUAUUCCUUUUGAUGGAGAUCUCCUAUCCAUGGAAUCGGAGAGUGCAUUCAAAGAGUGCUAUCUGGAAAGUGACCAGACCAGCCUGUACCAUGCAGCCAAGGGGCUGAUGACCCUGCAAGCUCUAUACGGGACUAUCCCCCAGAUCUUUGGGAAAGGAGAGUGCGCCCGGCAAGUGGCCAAUAUGAUGAUCAGGAUGAAGAGAGAGUUUACAGGAAGCCAGAAUUCAAUAUUCCCCGUGUUUGAUAAUCUCUUGUUGCUUGAUCGGAACGUGGAUUUAUUAUCGCCUCUCGCCACUCAGCUUACAUACGAAGGACUCAUUGAUGAAAUUUAUGGCAUUCAGAACAGUUAUGUGAAACUACCUCCGGAGAAAUUCGCCCCUAAAAAGCAGGGCGAUGGUGGUAAGGACCUUCCCACGGAAGCAAAGAAGCUUCAGCUGAAUUCUGCAGAGGAGCUGUACGCUGAGAUCAGAGAUAAAAACUUCAAUGCUGUGGGCUCCGUGCUUAGCAAGAAAGCAAAGGUGAUCUCCGCAGCAUUCGAGGAAAGGCACAACGCCAAGACGGUUGGGGAGAUCAAGCAGUUCGUUUCACAGCUGCCCCACAUGCAGGCAGCGCGAGGCUCCCUCGCAAAUCACACCUCAAUUGCAGAGCUGAUCAAAGAUGUAACUACUUCUGAAGACUUCUUUGAUAAAUUGACAGUGGAGCAGGAGUUUAUGUCUGGAAUAGACACUGAUAAAGUCAACAGCUACAUUGAGGAUUGUAUUGCCCAAAAACAUCCCUUGAUCAAGGUGUUAAGGCUAGUUUGCCUCCAGUCUGUGUGCAAUAGUGGACUCAAACAGAAAGUUCUGGAUUAUUACAAAAGAGAAAUUCUACAGACCUACGGCUAUGAGCACAUCCUGACCUUGCACAACCUCGAGAAGGCUGGUCUGCUGAAGCUGCAGACGGGGGGCAGAAACAAUUACCCAACUAUCCGGAAAACGUUACGCCUUUGGAUGGAUGAUGUAAAUGAGCAAAAUCCCACGGACAUAUCGUACGUAUACAGUGGUUACGCCCCACUCAGUGUGCGACUGGCCCAGCUGCUUUCCCGGCCUGGCUGGCGGAGUAUUGAGGAAGUUCUGCGCAUCCUUCCAGGGCCCCACUUUGAGGAACGGCAGCCGUUGCCCACAGGACUGCAAAAGAAACGUCAACCAGGAGAAAACCGAGUCACUCUGAUCUUUUUCCUCGGGGGUGUAACCUUUGCUGAAAUUGCUGCCCUGCGAUUUCUCUCCCAGCUGGAAGAUGGAGGUACAGAAUAUGUCAUCGCCACCACUAAACUAAUCAACGGGGCCAGCUGGAUAGAGUCACUAAUGGAAAAACCUUUCUAGGGUGUUCCAAGUAGACUUACCAAUGAACUACAGAAUAAACCGCUCCUUUGAAGAAGUUAUGGGAACAGCAGUGCAGUUCCAAGGAGAAAUAACAACAGGAAUGCAGAAUUUACUUUGGGGUCAGCUUCUUAAAUUAGGCUGUUUUUUCCUUUCAGUUUCUCUUUUGGGUUCUUAAAUUUUUUAAAGAAGAAUGGAAGAGACUCAGCCUGUGUAAAAGAAAUCCCAGUUUUUAAUGUUCUGAGCCCAGGAUCGCCAUUAGAGACCUCUAGAAAUAUAUGAAGGAUGGUGGGGAUGGAUAAUCUAUUCAGCCAUAAAUGGGGCCAGUUCUUAAGAACACAGGGACCAACCAGGUAAAAAUGAAAAUAAAAGUGGAAG
Molecule: messenger RNA, 2201 nt
Organism: Budorcas taxicolor (takin)
Lineage: Eukaryota; Metazoa; Chordata; Mammalia; Artiodactyla; Bovidae
Gene: VPS33A
Product: VPS33A core subunit of CORVET and HOPS complexes
Exons: 13
Coding region: 36-1826 (596 amino acids)
Biological process (GO): intracellular protein transport; vesicle-mediated transport
Cellular component (GO): lysosome; CORVET complex
Source: RefSeq, a predicted model, not a curated record